Molecule: messenger RNA, 7691 nt
Organism: Zalophus californianus (California sea lion)
Lineage: Eukaryota; Metazoa; Chordata; Mammalia; Carnivora; Otariidae
Gene: GPR101
Product: G protein-coupled receptor 101
Exons: 1
Coding region: 1-1479 (492 amino acids)
Biological process (GO): adenylate cyclase-activating adrenergic receptor signaling pathway
Cellular component (GO): membrane
Molecular function (GO): G protein-coupled receptor activity
Source: RefSeq, a predicted model, not a curated record
AUGACGUCCACCUGCACCAACAGCACACGCGAAAGCAACAGCAGCCACACGUGCCUGCCCCUUUCCAAAAUGCCCAUCAGCCUGGCUCACGGCAUCAUCCGCUCGAGCGUGCUGCUCAUCUUCCUCACCGCCUCCUUCGUCGGCAACAUAGUGCUGGCGCUCGUGUUGCAGCGCAAGCCGCAGCUGCUGCAGGUCACCAACCGCUUCAUCUUUAACCUCCUCGUCACUGACCUGCUGCAGAUUUCGCUCGUGGCCCCCUGGGUGGUGGCCACUUCCGUGCCUCUCUUCUGGCCCCUCAACAGCCACUUCUGUACCGCCCUGGUGAGCCUCACUCACCUGUUCGCCUUUGCCAGUGUCAACACCAUCGUGGUGGUGUCCGUGGAUCGCUACCUGUCCAUCAUCCACCCCCUCUCCUACCCCGCCAAGAUGACCCCGCGCCGGGGGUACAUGCUCCUCUACGGCACCUGGAUCGUGGCCAUCCUGCAGAGCACACCCCCUCUCUACGGCUGGGGCCAGGCUGCCUUUGACCAGCGCAAUGCCCUCUGCUCCAUGAUCUGGGGGGCCAGCCCCAGCUACACCAUUCUCAGCGUGGUGUCCUUCAUCAUCAUUCCACUGGUGGUCAUGAUUGCCUGCUACUCCGUGGUGUUCGGUGCGGCCCGGCGGCAGCAUGCUCUGCUGUACAACGUCAAGAGCCACAGCUUGGAGGUUCGGGCCAAGGACCGCGUGGAGAAUGAAGUUGAAGAGGGAGAGAGGAAGGAUGCGAUCCGUGGCCAGCAUGGAGGUGAGGUCAAGGUCCAGGAGGGCGGCGUGGAGGCCAAGGAAGGGAGCGUGGAGAGCAGUUCGGGGAGCACGGCCAAGGGCAGCGAGGGGGUCAGAGAAUGCAGCUCGGUGGUGGCCGGGGAAGGCAGCGCGGAGGGCAAGGAAGAGGGCAGCCUGAAGGCAGACAAGGGCCGCACGGAGGAAGGCCAGUGCAACAUCGACCUGGGUGAAGAUGACAUGGAGUUUGGCGAGGAGGCCAUCAAUUUCAGUGAGGAUGACAUCGAGGCCGUGAACAUCCCAGAGAGUCUCCCGCCCAGUCGCCGAAACAGCGCCAGCGACCCUCCUCUGCCCAGGUGCUACCAGUGCAAAGCUGCGAAAGUGAUCUUCCUCAUCAUUUUCUCCUACGUGCUGUCUCUGGGGCCCUACUGCUUCCUAGCAGUCCUGGCUGUGUGGGUGGAUGUCCAAACCAAGGUACCCCAGUGGGUGAUCACCAUCAUCAUCUGGCUUUUCUUCCUACAGUGCUGCAUCCACCCGUACAUCUACGGCUACAUGCACAAGACCAUCAAGAAGGAAAUCCAGGAUAUGCUGAAGAAGUUCUUCUGCAAGGAAAAGCCCCCAAAAGAAGACAGCCACCCAGACCUGCCGGGAACAGAAGCCGGCACAGAGGGUGGGACCGAAGGCAAGACCAUCCCUUCCCAUGAUUCUGCCAUUUCGCCUUGAAGCUAGUUCGAAGGCAAAGCUUGAACCGUGCACAGUGCAGAAACAGGAGCAGCUUUGUUUUCCGCGGACCGCCCCCAAUCCCGGUAACGCCAACCCAUACCAUUUCAGGCAAAGGCCUUGCACACAUCCUUCUCACCGCCAGAUAGAGAAACAUGUGGAAGAGGUAGGAACUGGAGUUUUCCCUUAGAAGUGUGUCCCUCAAAGCGCAGACUUGAGGAUUCUGACUGAAAUAUCCCCCCCCAAAAAAAGUAUUAGGCUCUAAAUUUCUUAAAGCAACAAGGGCUAUCCACUUUGGACCUGUGUCUGUCUCCCCAGAGCUACAGCGUGUCAGCUUUUGCUCUGAGGAAAAAGGAAGAUGAUGCCUGUGAACUUAAGGACUUUUAGGCCCUCAGGUCAAGAGAUUAUGGGUAAGGGCUACAGCCUGUGUUCAACUGAAAGAAAAGCAGCGGACCAAAUCAUUCAUGGAGCCCAAGAAGCAGAACCCCACUGACUGAUCAAUGUACGAGUCAAGUUCUAAACUGAAGAGACCCACGAUCUGGUGUAAAGACUAUUAUGGAAACUAAGGCAAAGGGCAUCGUGUAGUUAAAAUACCAAGAAAGUUUCUAGAUCCUCGAAAGGGAUCCAGAAAAGCAGAACAGGAUAUUAGGGCAUGUUUGAAAUGGGAAGGUAGUCCAAGGGAAAAGGUAGAGAAAUAACACACAUCCAUGAGGCUAAACAGUUGGCUCUUUUCCGUAAAACCCUGGGUUUGUGCUCGGGCUGGGACCCAGGUCAUUCCACGCAAAUGGAAAAUUGUCAAUUGACACUAAAACUAUUUUCUGUCUCCUAUUCGAAUAAUAGUGAGACAGAAAGCAUGCCACAAUUUCACAGUUUUCCCUUUGUGAUUGAAUCGGGAUGCUCAUAAGAAUCCUCCAAAUCUCCUCUGCCAGUCACUUGUUCGGGGGUGGGGGUGCGGGGGUUCCCAAAUAGGCCUUUUUGGUCAAACAGUAUUUCCAGAAAAAAAAAAAAAAGAAAGAAAGAAACGUGACUGGGAGUGGCUAAAAGUUUACAAAACUCACACUGCCAAUCAAGAGUGAUGUGGCCAUUAGAAAUCUCUUUUGUGUCCGUGGGAUCAUAGACAAGUGACAUGACCUCCACGUGGGGAGCAAGUAAGACAGGCUAAACAUUUUCCUUCCUCCAGGCACACCCAUGUGUCUUUUCCACCUGUGGCUCUCUCUAAAGCCUUUAAGCUCCCUGCAGAUGUGGAAGAGAAAUAGAAGAGAGUCAGAAAUAGCAGAGACGGUGGUUUCACAAUACCUGGCAAGCAUCUGACCUAUUUCAAACAAUCCUAAGUGAAAGCAUUCAGGUCAGACAUAUCCUAAGUAUUGCUACUGAAAUACGUUGCUUUGGCAAAGACUUCACAAUACCUAAAUUAUCCCCAGGGUCAAUACAGAGGAAGGCUCUUUCACAUCUCAAACCCCAAAAUCACUUUGGGUCAGGAUAUGCCUGUGUAUUUCUGAGGGCACAGACCACAUUGACAUGACCAAAUAAACAUGGACCCCCAAAAUGGUCAAGACAGUGUUUUUGAUCCUCCUGAUGAUCAAAUGAAAGCAACUCCAUGGCCAGUCAACUGUUCAUGCAGAAAGCCAACAUUAAUAUGGGUGGAGGGAGAGGAGGGGGUAUUUGGUUGAAAAAUGGUUCGUCGGGUGGUUGUACAUAAAGAUGGCCAUAUUCAGAGUUUAGCCUCAUUCUUGUGUGAUUACCAUGUCUAUAUUAGAACUCAAAUUUCAUUCAUGUAAAGGACCAACUCAUUGAAUUUUUUUAUCUCUUCCUCCUCACAGAUUCCAACAUGAGCUUCUCAAGGGGGAGAGGUAAACAGCAGUGUAUGUGGGCUAUGAAUAAGUCUGCGUGGAAACUUGGGAUUGCCACGUUCAGAAUUUAGGAAAGGAGAGGGGGAUAGAGGCAAACGGUACUGAGCUGGCCUGUCGACUCAGUGUGUCCGUGAAAAUCUUAUCAGUUCCAACCUCAUUACCCUGGAGCGUGUGGUAAUUCUGACAAGUGUGGGCUGAAGUUUCCCCUUGCACUAUCCUUUAUUUUUCUACUAAAAUGUAUAAAGUGAAUUAAUAGUCAUAAAUUUAUUAUACCAAUUUAUUGCCAAACUCUCACAGUGACCUGUCCUCAAAGGAUAGCUGGGUGGAGAAAUGGCCCGUGUGGCCAGGCCUCUUAAUACGGGGGAAGGGUAUCGCCUUGAAGGUCUGUCAUGGUCAAAACAGUUCAAAGUAGCGAGAGCCUGUCCUUUGAGUAGAAAUGCUUACCUGGGUAGGAAACAGGAUUUCCAACACACGUGUCUCCAAAUAUUUUGUUGAAACUGAACUUCUUGUUUUAUUUUUUAAAGCUCAACCCCUUCAAAGUGUAUCAGAGAAAAUUGUUUGCCAAAAUCCCAAAUCAAAAUGGAACCAGAGCCUGUCCGAGUGUGGUAAGUUUACUUAACAGCACACGCAACAUUCUCCGGGCCACCAAGACUCACCAAUUUCCUUUAUAAAGUUCCUCUUUUCCCUAUUUUAGUCAUUGUCCGUUCUUACAGCAAAUUGGAUUUUUCAAAGGUGAAAACCUUUUGAAAAUUAGGAGACUGGAAAAGAGGACCUUUGAAUUAAGAGCACUCUGCUUUGCUGACAUUUUCUACUUAAUGAACAAUAGGGCCUCUGGUUAGCUCGAGAUAGCAACUGCUUCAAAUUUUGUGCUAUUUUGAAUAGAACACUAUCAACCUAAUGAGGUUUUGCUGCACAUACUGUUUUGUCAUUUAAAAAUCUGAAAGCACACAAAAAAGUCAUCAUUAGCCUCACAGAUCCUCAUGUGCAAUAGCAUUCCCUAAAUGUUUUUAAAGGAUGUAUUCUUUUGCCAAGGCCACUUCAUAUGUGCAGUAAAAAUCCCAUUAAAGUACAGGGGCCAGACAAAUCAGACUUUGAAAUGAUGUGAUUUCCAAUUUAAUGAUUUCCUUAUUUAAAAAUAAUAAAGCAUCUAGUUUGCCAAGGAGUCGCAGGUGCUUUCACUAACACACCAAUUUCAAAAAGCUUGGGAAGGCAGUAAUAAGGAGCAAGCCUUGGGCUUCCAUGGCUUCUGUGAUUCAAGGGUCCAUCUUCUGGAAAACACCACAAAGAGCAGCUCCCUGCCUACCUCUUGCCGGCAGGCCCCUGCCUCCACCUGUCUCACUCCCCCUCCCUCCCCUUGCCCUGCUGGCCAGUCCCCUCCUGCACCCAGAGCUGACAGAUUUGCAGGAACCUGGAGGCCCGUGGAAGCAGGGAAGGAGAGAAGUGAAAGGUAGGAGUGAGCAGCAGUAAAAGGUAUUUUUCUCUCUCCUCCCCAACUCCAGUCCAAUUUAGAGAUGACGGGAUAUCAACUUCAAAUUCAACAGGUAAGGAAAAGUGCCAUUUUAUAGCUUAGGAGGAGGUCGGCACCUCAUUUCUUACCCAAAAAGCACCCAAUACAGCCCAUCUUUGGGGACACCUUCAGUCCUGUAGAUACUGUCCACUGAUUGCAGCAGGAAAAAAAAAAAACACUAAAAAAACUUUUACCUAUAAAAUUAUAAGGUGCCUAACAUUGCCUUAUUUUAUACAUAAUUAGCCAAUUAAGCUAAAGUUACUUCAAAAGAUUUUUUUCAUACUACCUUGAAGAAUAAUUUACAAGAUUAAACUAGGCGUUCUUUCUUAGACUUUGCCAAAAUGCUCUUAAAAAUGUCUGAAAUACACCACUUGGAAGAGAAGAAUUAUGCAUCAUCUGGUAAUUGGAACUCUCCAAAAUAAAACCCUCAGAGGUUGUCGGGAUGAAACACAGAGAAUAACAAUUUAUUAACUACUGGACUCGUUUUUUCUCUCACAACUAUCCUCCCCCAUAUUUUGAGGAAAAAAAAAAAAAACAAAAGAAGUGUUUGCCCCUCAUAAUGGUUCUUUUUGGUUAUUGUUUUUUGUUUUUGUUUUUGUUUUUUGCUGUGUUCCUCUUUAAGACAAACCCCAUGCUGUCAGGAGAGGCUUCUCUAAGCAAAACGUCUUUUCCUUCUAGAGCAGACAAAAAGAUUAAAGGAACAGUUGGCUGCCAGCCAGUUACCAAGAUAAGGAGAGAAAAUCUGGUCAGUCAUGGCUUUUAACCCUCUCCCUCCUUAUCUCUGUCUCUCUCGUUUUCUGUGGGCUGGACAGGUGCUCUUGACCCCCCUCAAAGCCCCUCCCAGCUUAGGCACGAGGAGAUGGAAGCAGUGAGCUGCAGAUAGCAGACCAUAGCCUAAAACUUGAAAAGAAGCCCUUGUCAUAAAUUCUUUCCAGUUACUUACAAAGGCUCUCUUCCUCGAUGGCAAAUGCCCAGCUUGUUUACAGCAGUCUUCUGCUAAAAGCAACAAGACUGGCUGAAGGAAGAAGUAGGAAAGCUGCAGUCCACCGAACUUGACCACUGAUUGCCACGUCACUGGCAAGUUCACUGCUCUUUGGUAAGUAGAAUAAGAAUCCUCGGGGUAAAAAUGAAGGCUGCCAGUAGGAAUCAAAUGUUCCCAUCAUUGCCUCCCAAAACUCUUAGAUCUCAAAGUACACACACCAAGAGGAAACCACAUAAUUUCUACACUCACGAGAGGCUCGCUAUGUUUGAAGACUCAUUACUGGAUCUCCCUUGUUCCAAACUGUAGACGGAAACAAGAUUGGUUUUAGCUUGGUGCUUUAAAGUUGAGUGGAUUCCCCACCAUGCUUCAUCUGUGUUACAACUUUAAUGUUAAAAAUUUGGUAUUUUGGUCUGUUUCAGUGGUGUAUUCCCUUCUGUGGUAGUUCUCCUAAAUCUAAGCUGUAACUGUAUAUAAAAUACCAGUGUUCUUGGAGAUAAGGUGCUAGAUAUUAGAUUGUAUGUGUUCAUAGAUAGUGUCAUCCUCAACAAUGGAUAGUUCGUACAUGUAAAGUUAAUAAAAUGCAUGCAGAAUUUCAUGUGUGACCCACACCUUGGUCAGUUUCUGAAGUAGAACAUAGUACAUUCGUUUUUUUAAAAUUUCAUUUUUAAAGUGUAUACUACAGGCUGUAUAAGACGGCUCUUAUACAGUGGGGUAGCAGGUAACAGGUGCCUUUCGUUCCUUAAAUCCCUGGUAGUCUCUGACAGGGGAGAACUUAUUCUAGUACAAUUGAUCAUUAGUGUGAAUUAAUAAUCUUGGCUGAAGUCCUCCCUGGCCGUUCUCCACAACAUGCUUGGCACUGGUAUGCCUGUUGUCCAUUAGGGUGAAUGUACAGAAUGCAAAAUCAAAAAAGACAAUCCUUUCCCCUUCAAAGAGCACAGACCACAGGAGAGGCUAUUGGAGUCCUGUUGACAGGAUUAAAAAAAAAAAAAAUACUGUACUCUCAAGACCCAACCAGUACCUGACCGUGAACUGACAGGACACACAUUUAGCAGAUCUAUAUUGUGCCCAUCCCUCUAUGGCUAGAGCAGCACCCAAACCCAGAAAAAGGCUGCUCUGGGUUUUUCCUUUGAUCGGUCGCCUGAGAGAUGAGCUAGAGCACGGAUGGGUAAAUAACGUAGUGGGACUCCUCCGGGGUUCGCAGCUAAGGUGUUUGAGAAUAUUACAGUCAUGUAUCAACAACAUUUGCAUCAGACGAAAAAGAGAGAACGAUGAGUUUAUUAUAUUUUAAAACAAAAAUAUGAAAACAGAAGACUAUGUAUAUACGUAUACCCUCAUUGAGUAAUUUCUAAAACUGCCUUUAAAAAUCAAAUUUUAUGUGCUCUGAGACUGAAAACCAUAGAAAGAUGCAUUCAGUCAAAAACAGUUCUCUUUAAUAUGUUCAAUUUUGAAUUUAAAAUUUUCCUUUUCCUUUAAAAAAAAUUUGUAAUUUAAAAGUGCCUUUUCAAAGGAUUGCCACAUUACAAUCCUGGGGCCAGGUUCCCCUUGGCACAACUUACCUUCAGGUGCACAAAAGGGGUGGGCUUUAUCCUCCUGCCCCAGCAAGAAGAGAAACCCCUUCACACCCCAGUCAAAUUCAUAAAUCAAUACUGUUACAUGGGCCAGUAGUCUCAGAGACUCUGCCCAAGGACAAGGUUUCAUAUAUUGGUUGGUUUUAAUUGGAUCCUUUCUAAAAUGGUUACAAUGCAUUUUUUUUGCCGGACAGGAAUAAUGGACUCCUGCUUGGGGAAGGCAGAGAGAUUGAUGUUUGUGGCUUAACUAAAUAUUAUUAAGUAAUGUUUGUGUUUCUUAAAUAGGUGCUGUUAAUCUGUCCUUGGUA